CAGUGCCUUCCGGGGCCUGGCAGCUGGCAGGGCAGUGGCAGAGCGAGCCUCCGUGCAGCCUGUCAGGGUCUGCUCUGCUUCCCCAUCACGUCCACCCAGUUGCCCUAGUGACUGUGUGACCCUUCUCCUCCACCCUGCGCCGCCACCAGCCCUAUAAAUAGAGGCGAGGAGCAGCUGGGCUCUCUUGGCAGUCACCAUGAGGACGCUGGUCCUGCUCUGCUGCUUUGUGGCCUCGCUCCUGCUCCCAGGACAAACAGAACGGCAAGUUUCCGCUUCGGGUGGCACGGAAGAUGUUGGCAAUUUGUUGGAGAAUCAUUUCUCUGCUGGAGAAGCAAGUCUAGAGGAGAAGGAAAGGGCGCUUUAUGCGGAGGCGGCCCCUCAAGAGAAGACCCUGCUCCUUCACUCCCCGGAUGGCAGGGAGGCUGAGAGCUCGGAGCAGACAGCCGCUGGGUCACCUGCCAGCGCCAGCCCGGGCCCUGGUCCCGAAUCCAGCCUCUCCAAUGCCUCAGCCUCAGAGUCAGCUGCCCCCAGGGACCCUGCGGGACCCGGGGAGGAAGAAGUGGGCCCACCCAGAGCCAGCAUCCUUCCAGCAGAAGGAGAGGGCAGGCCUGGGGAAGAGCUGGGACUGGGAGAGGGCCCAGGACAGGAGGGGGCGACUGAAGGGCAGGCUGGGAGUGGUGCAGUCCCCGAGGAAGCUGAGGAGGUUCUAGGGGACCACCCCGCACAGGGGGCAGCAGGAGGGACUGCGCAACCAGAAGGCUUGGGAGCCUCUCCUGCCAUGGAGGUCACGGAGGUCACGGAGGUCCACGCCCCUAAGACACAACAGGACAGCCCAGGGCGUGAUCAGGAGCCAGAAGUGCCAGAUGGAGGCUUGGACAUGGACACAGAAACCAAGGAGGGAGCCGAGGACCAGGGGGAGCCCAGCCCAGUCUCAGAGACCAGCUAUGCACGGAGCUCUGAGGCGGGGGACACCCAGGAGGACCACCCCCCUGAGGCCCAGGCCCCAGGGCUGACGGAGGAGGCCCUGGACGAGGCCUCCUCUGAAGAAGAGAGUGGUGACCACGGUGGAGGCGAGGAAGGAGGAGGAGCACCAUCUGAAGAAUCUGAGGAGGACAGUGGCGACGGGGAGAGUUCAGAAGAAACUGGGGGUGCCUCAGAGGAAGCCGGGGAACCCCAGGAAGCAGCAGGAACCAUGAGCCCUGGAGAUGAGGGGCCCCAGCUGAGCUCUGAGGAAUUGAAUACAGGACCCGAGGGGGACGAGGCAGAGGAGCCUAAGGAGGGGCCUCAGGAAGAGGCAGAGGAUGUGAGUGAAGAAGCCCAGAUGAGGGACCGUUCCCACAUCGAGAAGACUCUGAUGCUGAGUGAGGACAAGCCAGUGGAUGAUUACUCUGUGGUGCUGCAGCGGCUUCGAAAGAUCUACCACUCCUCCAUCAAGCCCCUGGAGCAGUCAUACAAAUACAACGAACUUCGGCAGCACGAGAUCACAGAUGGGGAGAUUACUUCCAAGCCCAUGGUGCUAUUCCUGGGACCGUGGAGUGUUGGCAAGUCCACCAUGAUAAACUACCUCCUCGGCUUGGAAAACACUCGCUAUCAGCUCUAUACAGGUGCUGAGCCCACCACCUCUGAGUUCACCGUCCUCAUGCACGGACCCAAGCUGAAAACCAUCGAGGGUAUCGUCAUGGCUGCAGACAGCGCCCGGUCCUUCUCACCCCUUGAGAAAUUUGGCCAGAAUUUCCUAGAGAAGCUGAUUGGCAUUGAGGUUCCCCACAAACUUCUGGAGCGAGUCACUUUCGUGGAUACACCAGGCAUCAUCGAAAACCGCAAGCAGCAAGAAAGAGGUUACCCCUUCAAUGACGUGUGCCAGUGGUUCAUCGACAGAGCGGACCUCAUCUUUGUCGUCUUUGACCCAACCAAGUUGGAUGUGGGUCUGGAGCUGGAGAUGCUCUUCCGCCAGCUGAAGGGACGUGAGUCCCAGAUAAGGAUCAUCCUGAACAAGGCCGACAACCUGGCCACACAGAUGCUUAUGCGGGUUUAUGGGGCCCUCUUUUGGAGCUUGGCCCCACUCAUCAACGUCACAGAGCCCCCGAGGGUGUACGUCAGCUCCUUCUGGCCACAAGACUACAAGCCCGAUACCCACCGGGACCUGUUUCUCAAGGAAGAGAUCUCUCUUCUAGAAGACCUGAACCAGGUUAUCGAGAACAGGUUGGAGAACAAGAUCGCCUUCAUUCGCCAGCACGCCAUCCGGGUCCGCAUCCACGCCCUCCUGGUUGACCGCUAUCUGCAGACUUACAAGGACAAAAUGACCUUCUUCAGUGAUGGAGAGCUGGUCUUUAAGGACAUUGUGGAAGACCCCGACAAGUUCUACAUCUUCAAGACCAUCCUGGCAAAGACCAACGUCAGCAAGUUUGACCUUCCCAACCGUGAGGCCUACAAGGACUUCUUUGGCAUCAACCCCAUCUCCAGUUUCAAGCUGCUGUCCCAGCAGUGUUCCUAUAUGGGGGGCUGCUUCCUGGAGAAGAUUGAGCGGGCCAUCACACAGGAGCUCCCCAGCCUCCUGGGAAGCCUCGGGCUAGGAAAGAAUCCAGGUGCUCUCAACUGUGACAAAACAGGGUGUGGCGAGACCCCAAAGAAUCGCUAUAAGAAACACUAGGUCAUCGUUUCUCCAUUCUGGGGUUCCUGUUGGUGGAUAAGCUUGUGUCCUAACUGUCUGAGAAGUCCUGGUUUAUUAACCCUUUGAGCCACACUGGCAAGAAUCCUUACAUGCUGGAGAUUUGGGAGUUAAUUGAGGCCAGUGGUGGGGGAGCAUGUGGGUCAAGGGAGGCAAGAGGAAACUGUGAAUUAUAUAGUGUGCCCAUCUUCUUGCUUCCGUGGGGGGCCUGACUGAGGCAGGUCAGGCCCUGCCAGCUUUUCCUGGGUCCUAUUGCAAAGGGACAGAAAGCAGCUAAAUUCUAGUGUAUACUGAAGUGAUGCGUGUCCAGCUGAAAGCAGCUGAAAUUCUCUUUUAUGUCUUUAAGCUGGGAAAAAGAGGGAAGACUUGAUUUUUGUAGGGCUGCUUGGGUCCUUCGUGACUUCCUCUCACGCAGUCUCCUGGCCCUCCUCCUUCCAGGCCCUCCUCCCUCCUUCCUCAUGGGGCAGGGGAACAGUUUAGGAUAGCAGAAUGCUGAGAGAGAACAGGAGUCCCCUGGGCCAGGAGAAGGCGCUGCCUUCCCCCUGCCAUUUCUCUGAUGUAGUCCUCUAAGCUGGUUGGGAAGCUCAGUCCCUUUCUCGGCCCCAAAAGGAGGCUGAGUGUUCCAUGCAUUCAGGUAAUUUACUUCUUGGAAGUGACUUCAGUGCAAGUACCAGAGGGGCUCAGAGGGUUAAUUGGUUUGCAGUGUGUCUUUGUCUAUUGCAUGUCUUGGAAAACUCAGACCCCAAAGGUGGGUUUCAGAGGGGACGAUGGAAACCUUGCUCCUUUUCCUGAGGGUCUUCUCUGGGCAGCCCAUCUCCCCCAGAUGAGGAGGAGGCAGUUUCCAUACCUUCUCUGCAGAGAUGCUCUGCAGAAGAGUCGUUCCCUCCUGGUUUUCACGCCAUGGCUUUUCCUUCCCCUUCUUCUCCAUUCCCUGAUGUGCCAACACUCAAAACUCAAGAGUGAUUGCCCACGAGUCAGAACCAGCAUCAGGCACUCAGUGCAGGUGGAAGCCAAGGCUUCACAUUCAGUGUCCGCCUGAACUGAUACUGGUUUGCACCACGCGUACCACAGGGCAGCCAGUGCCUUCAAAUCCGUGUGAAUAUGCAUGUCCUGCCUUGUCUGAGAGAGAGAGGAGGGAGACUGCAGAGGCCAGCGGGCCCAGAGAAGGGAUGUGCUGUGAGGCUCCUGCCUGGCUGGUGCGCAACCCCAGAGAGCAGCAGGGAGUGGAGGGAAGGAAACUUUUGAUGAAAAGUAGGUGAGUGAAUGGUUUGUGCAAAUCCAGGAGACCUGGCCCUGGGCUGCCCUCUGCGGCACCUGUGGCCUCGUGAGCCAGUCUCCCUUGGGAGUGAGUGAUUUGGGGAGCUUCAGCAUGAGGCCUGAGUCAGGGCCCACCAGCACCAGGAGGUCACCUUGGACCAGAAGGAAAGUGAAGAUGAAGGCAGAUGGGAGGCACUCCGAGGACGAGGCCAUGGAAGUGAACUGCUGGUCAAUCAGAUCAGGUCCCUGCGGAGAAUUCGGAAUUCCUGCUUCCCAGAAGGAUUAGCACUCGGUGCAAGCUGCAGCAGGGCCUGGAACCUCCCACAAGUCAGCCAGAGGCACCAGAGCCUCCAGGACAUUGCUUCUAAGGACAGAGCCAAGCAGAGCGCUGGGGCCUGCUGGGGCGCCCAAGGAGUCUGGUGACGGGGCCCAACGAGCUGCUUUUCUUCUCAUUAAAAUCCACCCUUGCCUCACCGCACCUACCGUCUCAAGAGUCUGCCCUCUCACCUUGCUCCUUGAUGCUCCCAGUGCCUUUGAGCAGCUCAGGAAGGUCUGAUUUCUCCAUGCAGCGGGGUGGUGCACAGUGCGGACCCGUCCAGCAGCCAGUGCCCCGUCACUCUGGGGGAAAUGGGUGUGAGGAGGCUGGUACCUUCAUUCAGGAUCUGUGUUUUCACGGGGUGGGGGAUGACAUGACCAGUGUGAUUGUUUCUCCCUUUCUUCGUUCCAUUCAUUUGCCUUUUCUCACUCCUUUCCCUCUCCUCUCUCGUUGACCUGCCUUUUCUCUGAAUUGCCAGUAGGCUCAUCAGCCGGCCCGCCUGGGCUUUCCAUGCUGUUUGGGCCCUGCUCUGUGGAUGUGGAUUUCAAGUAGAAUUCUGACUCUUUGCGGGGUGGGGGUGGAUUGGGACCUGGGGUAAAUUGAGGAUCCUGAGAUUUUCCCCCAAGAGGAGUUAUCUGUAAGUGUUUGUGCCUGAACAGUGCUAUUUCUCUCCAAAGUGGAAGCUUUCCAGUGUUAAUGCCAUUCUGAUUUCAUCUGGGAGGAAAUCUCAAUAAAGUUCAAUCUCUCUGGGA
Molecule: messenger RNA, 4993 nt
Organism: Mustela erminea (ermine)
Lineage: Eukaryota; Metazoa; Chordata; Mammalia; Carnivora; Mustelidae
Gene: SRL
Product: sarcalumenin
Exons: 7
Coding region: 197-2650 (817 amino acids)
Molecular function (GO): GTP binding
Source: RefSeq, a predicted model, not a curated record